GGAACCUCCUAUAUACUUCCGUUUGCGGCACGGCUUCUUUCUUUCUUCCUGUGUCGAUAUCGCUCUCGCAAGCAUGGUUAACGUCCCUAAAACCCGCCGGACUUUCUGUAAGAAGUGUGGCAAGCACCAACUCCACAAAGUGACACAGUACAAGAGGGGCAAGGAUUCUCUGUAUGCCCAGGGAAAGCAGCGUUAUGACAGGAAGCAGAGUGGCUAUGGUGGGCAAACUAAGCCGAUUUUCCGGAAAAAGGCUAAAACUACAAAGAAGAUUGUGCUAAGGCUUGAGUGCGUUGAGCCCAACUGCAGAUCUAAGAGAAUGCUGGCUAUUAAAAGAUGUAAGCAUUUUGAACUGGGAGGAGAUAAGAAGAGAAAGGGCCAAGUGAUCCAGUUCUAAGUGUCAUCUUUUAUUAUGAAGACAAUAAAAUCUUGAGUUUAUGUUC
Messenger RNA from Cercocebus atys (sooty mangabey), 440 nucleotides. RefSeq names its product 60S ribosomal protein L36a-like. The transcript has a single exon. Gene Ontology annotation, molecular function: structural constituent of ribosome. Gene Ontology annotation, biological process: translation. The record is from RefSeq and is a predicted model, not a curated record. NCBI's taxonomy places the organism in Eukaryota, Metazoa, Chordata, Mammalia, Primates, Cercopithecidae. Bases 74 to 394 code for a protein of 106 amino acids. Gene Ontology annotation, cellular component: cytosolic large ribosomal subunit; ribosome.